UGUAAACACACCCGCUGCCAGGCGUGUGGGGGCGGCGCGGGGCGCAAAGACUGGAGAAGAGGAGGGAAAGUAGGAGAAAAAGAAGGAAAAGUCGGAGAUGAAGGAAGAAGCGGAAGAGGCUGCAUGUGGAUAAAAUAUUGAAGAAAAGUAAAAGAAAUCGAAGACUACACACAUUAUUAUUAUUGACAUCCACGGAAGGGCAGCAAAGGAACUCUGAAAAACUGUUCAAACUUUAGCCAGUCUGACCACCACCACCACCACCACCAUGGACAAAGAGAAAGAGACAAAGACAGAGGUGGACAGGUUCAAGGAUGUCUUCAAGUACUACAAGAGGAGACAACCGCCACCAGACCUGAGUCAGGCCAUUGAUGUCGACUCAUUAAGUGAGGUCACAGUGUUGCCAGCUCCCACAGUGUCAGAGGAGGACCAGCGGGCAGCACAGGUGUCAGGACUCACGCCCCCACACACCUGGGCCAUCCACUCCCUCGUUAGGCACCCAGGCCUGUUAGUGGUACGGAACCCCUUCACCCGCGCCGGGCAGUUGGCGUGGGCACGACGUUGCCUGUGUGAGCUGCCCUGUGCCACCAACAAGACCAACCUGGCCUCACACGGCAUACACCUCACCCCCGACAGGACCUGGUGGAGCCUCUGUCACACGAGUGAGGGCCGCAGGGGUGGGUUGAGGCACAAGCUGCGUUGGGUCACUCUCGGCUACCACCACAACUGGGACACCAAGGCAAGUGGAGUGUAGCAUUAUUUUCACCUCAUCC
Messenger RNA from Eriocheir sinensis (Chinese mitten crab), 770 nucleotides. RefSeq names its product nucleic acid dioxygenase ALKBH1-like. The transcript is spliced from 5 exons. NCBI's taxonomy places the organism in Eukaryota, Metazoa, Arthropoda, Malacostraca, Decapoda, Varunidae. Gene Ontology annotation, cellular component: nucleus; cytoplasm. The record is from RefSeq and is a predicted model, not a curated record. Gene Ontology annotation, biological process: oxidative RNA demethylation. The coding region runs from base 266 to 751 and encodes 161 amino acids. Gene Ontology annotation, molecular function: oxidative RNA demethylase activity; broad specificity oxidative DNA demethylase activity; ferrous iron binding.